Molecule: messenger RNA, 7182 nt
Organism: Cricetulus griseus (Chinese hamster)
Lineage: Eukaryota; Metazoa; Chordata; Mammalia; Rodentia; Cricetidae
Source: RefSeq, a predicted model, not a curated record
UCUUUACAGGGCCAAGAAACCCAGUCCCAUGAUGCUCACCCCUAUAGGACCUGAAUACCUUGACUUGAGGCCCCAGCCCACCAUGCCACUGCCAACCCUGAGCCCUCGGACACUGCUGCUGCUGCUGCUGCUGCUGUUGAGGGGUGUGUGGAUGGCCAUCAGCUCACCCCCAGCUGGUGUGGGUCCACAACCUGCCUUCCGCACCUUUGUGGCCAGUGACUGGGGCCUUACCCACCUAGUGGUUCACGAGCAGACAGGAGAGGUAUAUGUUGGCGCAGUGAACCGUAUCUACAAGUUGUCAGGGAACCUAACCCUGCUUCGCGCCCAUGUGACGGGCCCCGUAGAAGAUAAUGAGAAAUGCUACCCACCCCCCAGUGUACAGUCAUGCCCACAUGGUCUGGGGAGCACAGACAACGUCAACAAGCUUCUGCUGCUGGACUAUGCUGCCAACCGCCUGUUGGCCUGUGGCAGUGCCUCACAGGGCAUCUGCCAGUUCCUGAGGUUGGAUGAUCUCUUCAAGCUGGGGGAGCCACACCACCGCAAGGAGCACUACCUGUCCAGUGUCCGAGAGGCUGGGAGCAUGGCAGGAGUACUCAUUGCUGGGCCACCUGGCCAGGGCCAGGCCAAGCUCUUUGUAGGCACACCUAUUGAUGGCAAAUCAGAGUACUUCCCCACGUUGUCCAGUCGCCGGCUCAUGGCCAACGAGGAAGAUGCUGACAUGUUUGGCUUCGUGUACCAGGACGAAUUUGUGUCAUCUCAACUCAAGAUCCCAUCAGACACACUGUCCAAGUUCCCAGCCUUUGACAUCUACUAUGUGUACAGUUUCCGCAGCGAGCAGUUUGUAUACUACCUCACCCUGCAGUUGGACACGCAGCUUACCUCGCCUGAUGCCGCUGGUGAGCACUUCUUCACCUCCAAGAUUGUGCGGCUGUGUGUGAAUGACCCCAAGUUCUACUCUUAUGUGGAGUUCCCCAUUGGCUGUGAGCAGGCUGGAGUGGAGUACCGCCUGGUACAGGAUGCCUACCUGAGCCGGCCAGGCCAGGCCCUAGCCAAGCAGCUGGGCCUUGCUGAGGAUGAGGACGUAUUGUUCACCGUGUUCGCACAGGGCCAGAAGAACCGUGUGAAGCCGCCCAAGGAGUCAGCGCUGUGCCUGUUCACACUGCGGGCCAUCAAGGAGAAAAUCAAAGAGCGCAUCCAGUCAUGCUACCGUGGAGAGGGCAAGCUUUCAUUGCCUUGGCUGCUCAACAAGGAGCUUGGCUGUAUCAACUCGCCCCUGCAGAUCGAUGACGACUUCUGUGGGCAGGACUUCAACCAGCCACUGGGGGGCACGGUCACCAUCGAGGGCACACCCCUUUUUGUGGACAAGGAUGAUGGCCUGACUGCUGUGGCUGCCUAUGACUACCAGGGCCGCACCGUGGUUUUUGCUGGCACUCGCAGCGGCCGCAUCCGCAAGAUUCUGGUGGACCUCGCAAACCCCAGUGGGAGGCCGGCCCUGGCUUAUGAGAGUGUGGUGGCUCAGGAGGGCAACCCUAUCCUCCGUGACCUCGUCCUCAGCCCCAACCGCCAAUACCUCUAUGCUAUGACGGAAAAGCAGGUGACGCGUGUACCUGUGGAAAGCUGUGUGCAGUAUACUUCCUGUGAGCUUUGCCUGGGGUCUCGAGACCCCCACUGUGGCUGGUGUGUCCUGCACAGUGUCUGCUCUAGGCAAGAUGCCUGUGAGCGGGCAGAUGAGCCCCAGCGGUUCGCCUCUGACCUGCUGCAGUGUGUGCAAUUGACUGUCCAGCCACGCAAUGUGUCAGUCACCAUGUCCCAGGUGCCGCUUGUGCUGCAGGCUUGGAAUGUGCCUGACCUCUCAGCUGGUGUCAACUGCUCCUUUGAGGACUUCACAGAAACUGAGAGCAUCCUGGAAGAUGGCCGCAUCCAUUGUCGCUCACCCUCUGCCCGGGAAGUGGCACCCAUCACACAGGGCCAGGGAGACCAGCGGGUGGUGAAGCUCUACCUCAAGUCCAAGGAGACGGGGAAGAAGUUUGCAUCUGUGGACUUUGUCUUCUAUAACUGCAGUGUUCACCAGUCCUGCCUGGCAUGUGUCAACGGCUCUUUCCCUUGCCACUGGUGCAAAUACCGUCACGUGUGCACCAACAAUGCGGCCGACUGUGCCUUUCUGGAAGGACGUGUCAAUGUGUCUGAGGACUGCCCACAGAUCCUGCCUUCUACCCACAUCUAUGUGCCAGUGGGUGUGGUGAAGCCCAUCACCCUGGCCGCACGGAACCUGCCACAGCCACAGUCAGGUCAGCGAGGGUACGAGUGCCUUUUCCACAUCCCCGGCAGCCCGGCCCGCGUCACUGCACUUCGCUUCAACAGCUCCAGCCUGCAAUGCCAGAACUCCUCGUACUCCUACGAAGGGAAUGAUGUCAGCGACCUGCCUGUGAACCUGUCAGUUGUGUGGAAUGGCAACUUUGUCAUUGACAAUCCCCAGAACAUCCAGGCCCACCUCUAUAAGUGCCCAGCCUUGCGCCAGAGUUGUGGCCUCUGCCUCAAGGCAGAUCCGCGCUUUGAGUGUGGCUGGUGUGUAGAUGAACGCCGCUGUUCCCUACGUCACCACUGCCCGGCUGACUCACCAAAUUCCUGGAUGAAUGCUCACCAUGGCAGCAGCCGCUGCAGAGACCCCAAGAUUCUCAAGCUGUCCCCAGAGACAGGCCCUCGCCAGGGAGGGACAAGACUCACCAUCACUGGCGAGAAUCUAGGCCUGCGGUUCGAGGACGUGCGGUUAGGAGUGCACGUGGGCAAGGUGCUGUGCAGCCCUGUGGAGAGCGAGUACAUCAGCGCAGAGCAGAUUGUCUGUGAGAUUGGAGAUGCCAGCACAUUGCGGGCCCAUGAUGCUCUGGUGGAGGUGUGUGUACAGGACUGCUCCUCAGGCUACCGAGCCCUAUCCCCCAAGCGCUUCACCUUUGUGACACCAACCUUCUACCGUGUGAGCCCCUCCCGAGGGCCUCUAUCCGGAGGUACCUGGAUUGGCAUCGAAGGAAGCCAUCUGAAUGCAGGCAGUGAUGUGGCUGUGUCCAUUGGUGGCCGCCCCUGUUCCUUCUCCUGGAGGAAUUCUCGAGAGAUCCGCUGCUUGACACCACCCGGGCAGACCCCUGGCAGUGCCCCUAUUAUUAUCAACAUCAACCGUGCCCAGCUCUCCAACCCUGAAGUGAAGUACAACUACACUGAAGACCCUACUAUCCUAAGGAUUGACCCAGAGUGGAGCAUCAACAGUGGUGGGACCCUCCUAACAGUCACAGGCACCAAUCUCGCCACUGUCCGUGAACCUCGAAUCCGGGCCAAGUAUGGAGGUGUUGAGAGGGAGAAUAGCUGCAUGGUGUACAAUGACACCACAAUGGUGUGCCGGGCGCCGUCUAUACACAACCCAACGCGCAGCCCACCGGAACUGGGAGAGCGGCCAGAUGAGAUUGGUUUCAUCAUGGACAAUGUACGCACGCUGCUGGUACUCAACAGCUCCUCAUUCCUCUACUACCCGGACCCUGUGCUGGAGCCACUCAGCCCUACUGGGCUCUUGGAGCUAAAGCCCAGCUCCCCACUCAUCCUCAAGGGACGGAAUCUCCUGCCACCUGCUCCUGGCAAUUCCCGGCUCAACUACACAGUGCUCAUCGGCUCCACACCCUGUAUCCUCACUGUGUCUGAGACCCAGCUGCUUUGUGAAGCACCCAAUCUCACAGGGCAGCACAAAGUCACGGUGCGGGCCGGUGGCUUUGAGUUCUCACCUGGGAUGCUGCAGAUGUACUCGGAUAGCCUGCUUACACUGCCGGCCAUCGUGGGUAUUGGUGGGGGUGGUGGCCUCUUGCUGCUGGUCAUCGUGGCUGUGCUCAUUGCCUACAAACGCAAGUCGCGGGAUGCUGACCGUACUCUCAAGCGGCUGCAGCUACAGAUGGACAACCUGGAGUCACGAGUGGCCCUUGAGUGCAAGGAAGCCUUUGCAGAGCUACAGACAGACAUCCAUGAGCUGACGAGUGACCUGGAUGGUGCGGGCAUCCCAUUCCUUGACUACCGCACAUAUGCCAUGCGAGUGCUGUUCCCUGGGAUUGAGGACCAUCCUGUAUUGAAGGAGAUGGAGGUGCAGGCCAAUGUGGAGAAAUCGCUGACACUGUUCGGACAGCUGCUGACCAAGAAGCACUUCCUGUUGACCUUCAUCCGUACACUGGAGGCCCAGCGUAGCUUCUCCAUGCGUGACCGUGGGAAUGUGGCCUCGCUUAUCAUGACGGCCCUGCAGGGAGAGAUGGAGUAUGCCACUGGAGUGCUUAAGCAGUUGCUUUCUGACCUCAUUGAGAAGAACCUGGAAAGCAAGAACCACCCCAAGCUGCUGUUGCGGAGGACUGAAUCAGUGGCAGAGAAGAUGCUGACAAACUGGUUCACCUUCCUUUUGUAUAAGUUCCUCAAGGAGUGUGCUGGGGAGCCGCUCUUCAUGCUGUAUUGUGCCAUCAAGCAGCAGAUGGAGAAGGGCCCCAUUGAUGCCAUCACAGGGGAGGCCCGCUACUCCCUAAGUGAGGACAAGCUCAUUCGGCAGCAGAUUGACUACAAGACCCUGACCCUGAACUGUGUGAACCCUGAGAAUGAGAAUGCGCCUGAAGUUCCUGUGAAGGGGCUGAACUGUGACACCGUGACACAGGUCAAGGAGAAGCUACUGGAUGCUGUGUACAAGGGUGUGCCUUACUCACAGCGGCCCAAGGCUGGGGACAUGGACCUGGAGUGGCGCCAGGGCCGCAUGGCACGCAUCAUCCUUCAGGACGAGGACGUCACCACCAAAAUCGACAAUGACUGGAAGAGGCUGAACACACUGGCUCACUAUCAGGUGACAGAUGGCUCAUCAGUGGCACUAGUACCCAAGCAGACAUCUGCCUACAACAUCUCCAACUCCUCUACCUUCACUAAGUCCCUCAGCAGAUACGAGAGCAUGCUGCGUACAGCCAGUAGCCCUGACAGCCUACGCUCACGAACACCCAUGAUCACGCCAGACCUGGAAAGUGGCACAAAGCUCUGGCACCUGGUAAAGAAUCAUGACCACCUGGACCAACGUGAGGGCGACCGUGGCAGCAAAAUGGUCUCUGAGAUCUACCUGACAAGGCUGCUGGCCACCAAGGGAACACUACAGAAGUUUGUGGAUGACCUGUUUGAGACCAUCUUCAGCACAGCGCAUCGGGGCUCUGCCCUGCCUCUGGCCAUCAAGUACAUGUUUGACUUCUUGGACGAGCAGGCCGACAAACACCAAAUCCACGACUCUGAUGUGCGCCAUACCUGGAAGAGCAAUUGCCUGCCCCUGCGCUUCUGGGUGAAUGUGAUCAAGAACCCGCAGUUUGUGUUUGACAUCCACAAGAACAGCAUAACGGAUGCCUGCCUCUCCGUGGUGGCACAAACCUUCAUGGAUUCCUGCUCUACAUCAGAGCACAAGCUGGGCAAAGACUCACCCUCCAACAAGUUGCUCUAUGCUAAGGACAUCCCCAACUACAAGAGCUGGGUAGAAAGGUACUAUGCUGACAUUGCCAAGAUGCCUGCCAUCAGUGACCAAGACAUGAGCGCCUACCUGGCCGAACAGUCCCGGCUGCAUCUUAGCCAAUUCAACAGCAUGAGUGCCCUGCAUGAGAUCUACUCCUACAUCGCCAAGUACAAGGAUGAGAUUCUGGUAGCGCUGGAAAAAGAUGAGCAGGCACGAAGGCAGCGGCUUCGGAGCAAGCUGGAGCAGGUGGUGGACACGAUGGCCCUGAGCAGCUGAGCCCUGGACGUGACCACCCAGCAGGAGGCAGAGCAGGAGGGCAGCAAGGAGGACCCAGGAGACAGCCCUUGGCUCACCUGUACCGAGUGCCAGGUGUGGGGGCUGCAGUUGGGUCCUGGCCCUCGCCUUCCUCUCCCUGCCGUGCAGGGCUGAUUUUUAUCGCUGUGGAUGUGAGGGUUCCUGCUGAGCCACCUCUGUGCCUAGGGCUUGCUGCCCUGGGGCAAGGAUUGUAAAGCAUGCCUGGUCCUGCCCAUGGAUAUUUGCUGCUUGGCAAGAGCUGCUGGUGGCCUUCCUGGGAAAAGAGGUGGCCUCUGAGGGGCCGAGAUAGAAGGCCAGACCCUCCAGAGGGAGGGCACCAGGACAAGGGGCUGGACCAGUUUGCAGUUCCUGGCGUCUCCAGCUGCUCCCAGCAGGCAGAGUCUGAGGGAGAGGUGAGAUACCCAGGGCUGGGCAAAAUGAGCCACAGCCUGGGGCUGUCCCACCAGCCUCUACUCCAGUACCCCGUGCUUCACCACCCUCAGAUUCACCGCGUGCUCUGCGCGGCCAAGGCUGGAGUGCCACAUCCUUCUGCUGGGGAGAGGCCCUACUCCCCUCCUAUGGAGGGGCUGCAGACCUCACUUGCGAGUGACAACAGCUAGGCAAACCCCUCUCUGUCCUCAGGGCUGUGCCUCUGGGAGCCUCCGGGCCUGGGGCUCCAGUCAGAGUGCAUGUUCCCAUUAUUUAUUCCCCGCCUCCUGCUCCUGGCUCAGCCCACCGUGGAGCUCCGGAGGAUAGCAGACCAUCCCACCAACCCACUAUCCUCCCUGCCCCUGUCACUCCCCAGUGGCUUCCAGUCUGGCAUCUCAGCAGUGUCCUGAUCCCCCACAGUGGGACAUCUCUGGGUACUGCUUUUCAAGGGAACAAGAAAUCCUGCUGCAUUCUGCCCUGGGGCCUAGGGGCAGGGCACUUCUGCCACCCUGCUGGCUGUGGACAGUGACCCAAGGGACUGGAGGUCAGCUGUGUCCACCUUUCCCCACAACAAGCAACAGAACACAUUUCUAAUGGACCCUGUACAUAUAUACAUACAUAUGUAUGUGUAUAUAUGUGUAUAUGUGGCCCUGGCCCCAGUGGGGUGCUGUACAGUUACUUGAGGGAGGAGACACAGGAAGGCAAUUCAGGAGGAACCCAGGUGGAAGAGAGCAAAGCCAAGGGUCCUGGAGCUGCCAUCUGAUGUGGCCUCUGCUUCCCACAGACCGAAGAAACCGCUGCCCAAGCUACCGGGUGCCCCAACUUCGGGUACAGAGGCUGUGGACCUGCAUGACUGUGCUAGCGUUUAGUCUGAGUUGAUCUUUUCGAACUGCAAGUGUUGAAUACUAGAGGUGGUUAGACCCUUUUUUUUUUAUGGUUUUUAAAUUAAUUAGUUAUUGGAAAAGCAA